AUGGCGCUCCGUAUCGUUGGGCAGCACAAGGGCUCGAUCACGCUGGACCUGGAAAAUGCGACGGUGCUCGACCUUAAAAGAUCGAUCGCUGCCGCCUCCGGCCUCACAGCGUCUGGGCUCAAGCUCCUCGCAGGCGGCAAGCACUUGAAAGACGAUGCAGGCAAGCUGGCUCAGUUCGGGAUAACGCCGGGCAAGACCAUCAUGGUCCUGCGCCAAGACCUCUCCGAACAGGUCGAGGCGGAGGCGGGGUUAACCCGCAGGACGGAGGAGGCGGUGCAGGCGGCCUCCCUGCUCUCGGCUCGGGCCGCCCGCGACAUGGGCAGCGGCGGCAGGGGGAACGCCUGGGGUGCGUGGGGACGGGACGACGGCCGCGGCGGCGGCGGCGGCGGCGGCGGGCGAUCGGGAGGCAGGGGUGGGAGGGGAAGAGGUGGCAAUCGCCCUGAGAUCGAGCUGACCAACCAAGACGGGGAGGCCAUGGCAAUCCCUCCGGACGACUCGGCCGCCCUGAUGGAAGGCAUGAUGCUUCACCGCCAGGGGCUGGCCUGCCUCCGUCGAGCGCGCAACACCGCCCCGUCGAGCAGGUCACCCGGGGCGGCGGCGGCGGCAGCAGCAGCGGCGGCUGCUGCUGCCGCUACGGGCGAUGGCCACGCACCGCCGGCAGCAGCCGAACGAGCUCCGGCCGGUGUCCAGAACAAGAAGGCUCGCCACAGGCCGCAGACGGGUCCUGAGGCAGCGGCCAAAGCUGCACCGGGCGCGAGCGAAGAAGGAGCGCUGAGACUCAAGUCCCCUGCUGAUCGCGGCGGUGGCAGUGGACGACCAGGCGGGUGGGAAGAGCGGAAAGAGAGCGAAGGCAGAAGCGUGACGCAGGAGCAGGAGCAGCAGCAGCAGCAGCAGCAGCAGGGGACGGCGGAGAGAGAGGGCAAGGGCGAAUCAUCGCCGCCGAGAGCCGGGAUUGUCGGUCGAGCGGCAGCCAAGGAACAGCUGCCGGAGCGCACGGGCGCAAGGGAGGAGUCGACGGGCAACGAAGGUUUCACUCCGAGCCCCGCCCCUGAGGGCACCGCCGCGGCUCCGGGGUCACCGCCGACCGACGCUCCGCCGGCGUUCGGAGAAGAGUCCGGGGGCGUGGCUUCGGCAGGGGACGGAGAUGCGAUGGAGGUUGAUUCGGAUGGCAACGACCAAGCGGGCGAGGGCUCUGGCGGCGGCAGCGGCGGCGGCGGCAGCGGCACCGUGCGGGGGCCUCGAAGGGACGGGCCGACGUUGACGGCGGCGGAGAAGCUGAUGGCGCAGCGGGAAGGGCUCGGGCUGCUGAUGAGGGCAGACGAGGCGUUCCGGAGGUGUGACCCCAAGUACCUGGAGGCCGUCGACAACUACGCCUACCUCUGCCUGGACAUCGUAUGGCUGCUCUUCCUCAUGAAGGACAUGAAGAACAUCGACCUCGCGUCUCGCAUGCUGGCGGCCGUGGAGAAGGGGUUCCGGAAGGCCCACGGGGAGGGCCUCCAGCGGCUGACCGCGCUCAAGGGGGAGCACUGUGCGGAGAAGCUCCUGUACGUCAGGCUCCAUCUGCUGCAGGGGGUGGUGGCGUUUCUCCGGGGGGACUCAGGGGAGGCUUCGGCGCUGCUCCUCCGCGCGAGCGGGGAGGCGAAGGCCCUCAAGCCUAACCCGGCCCUGGCCUGUCGCUUGAUGCAGAAGUGGCACACGGUCAGGCUCGAGGUGCUGCAACCGAAGGUAGCGCUGCGAGCCCUGCGAGCCGGGCGGAACAACAUCGAUGCCGCCUGGCAGUACCUGGAGAAUCUGCGCCAAAGGAAGGAAACCGUGCGCAAGGAACGGAAGCUCAGGAUGGAGCGGCGACGGGCUAGCCGGCUCGGGAUGACGGCCGACAAGAAGGCCUACGUCAGCGAGAGCCUCGUCCAACAGCUGGCCGGAAUGGGCUUCCCGAAGACCAAAGCCAUUAGGGCCUUACGCCUCCACAACAACGACGUCGCGGCCGCCUUGACCACCCUCACCACGGGAGACAGCAGCAGCAGCAACGGUGGCAGCAGCAGCAACACCGACGACAACAAGAACGAGGCCCUGGCGGUCCUGCACUCCAUGGGAGUUCCCCCCGAGGCGGCCCGCGACGUCCUCGACAGGACGGGGACCCUGCGCGACGCCCUGAACGAGCUCGGGCUAGAAGCUCCGGAAAGGGCGGCCGCCGCCGGCGUAGGCAGCGGCGGCGGCGGCGGCGGUGGUCUGGCGGGAGACGAUGCCGGCGCUUCUCGCGUGGAUGCCAACGAUGACGACGACGACGAUAGCGAGGCAGACAGUAGUAGCAGUGGCGGAGAGGAAGGGCUGGACUCGGAGCCGACGCCGGAGGAGAAGAGGCUGUUCGAGGAGCUGGCCGCGGACCGGGAGAACCAGGACGACGAGGGCUACCUGGACAUCACGCUCGAGGACGAGAGCGACGCGGCGGACAUGUACAUUCUCUUGUGUUGCGGCAAUAUCCCGGUGUCCUUCGACCUCGACAAAGUCCGGGCGGGUGUUGCUGCCGCUGCUGCCGCUGCUGCUUCUGCUGGUGGUGGUGCUACUGCCACACCGACGGCGAUCAACAAAUAA
Ectocarpus siliculosus is the source of this 2592-nucleotide messenger RNA. The record is from the annotation of a GenBank genome assembly. Lineage: Eukaryota; Phaeophyceae; Ectocarpales; Ectocarpaceae.